Molecule: messenger RNA, 7506 nt
Organism: Alligator mississippiensis (American alligator)
Lineage: Eukaryota; Metazoa; Chordata; Crocodylia; Alligatoridae
Gene: SELENOO
Product: selenoprotein O
Exons: 9
Source: RefSeq, a predicted model, not a curated record
GUUGCGGCGCUGCAGAGCAGCCUCCGCUGUCUCCUGCCGUUGUCGCUGCCGCGCGGCCCCGGCCGCCCCCGCGCCGCCAUGCAGCAGCCCCAACCGGCCGCCGCGGCGCCAGGCAGCAGCAGCAGCGAGGGGCGGGACGCGGAGGCGGGCGCGGGCUGGCUCGGCGCGCUGCGCUUCGACAACCUGGCGCUGCGGUCGCUGCCGCUGGACCCGUGUGACGACCCGGCGCCGCGGCCCGUGCCCGGCGCCUGCUUCUCGCGCGUGCGGCCAGCGCCGCUGCAGGCCCCGCGCCUCGUGGCGCUGUCGCGGCCGGCGCUGGCGCUGCUGGGGCUGCGGCCGCCGGCGGGGUCCGAGGCCGAGAACGAGGCCGCGCUGUGCUUCAGCGGCAACCGCCUGCCGCCCGGCGCCGAGCCCGCCGCGCACUGCUACUGCGGCCACCAGUUCGGCAGCUUCGCGGGCCAGCUGGGCGACGGCGCCGCCAUGUACCUGGGCGAGGUGCUGGGCCCGGCCGGGCGGCGCUGGGAGGUGCAGCUCAAGGGCGCCGGCCUCACGCCCUUCUCCCGGCAAGCUGAUGGUCGUAAGGUCCUGCGGUCAAGUAUAAGAGAAUUCCUGUGCAGUGAGGCUAUGUUUCACCUUGGAAUACCCACAACAAGGGCUGGAACAUGUGUAACAUCUGACUCGAAAGUUAUUCGGGAUGUAUUCUAUGAUGGAAAUCCAAAACAUGAAAGAUGCACAGUUGUCCUGAGAAUAGCUUCCACUUUUAUAAGGUUUGGAUCAUUUGAGAUUUUUAAACCUAUGGAUGAACAUACAGGACGGAAGGGUCCCAGUGUCAACCGAAAUGAUAUUCGAACACAGAUGCUUAACUACGUGAUCAGUACUUUCUAUCCAGAAAUCCAGCAGGCUUAUCCUGACAACACUAUUCAGAGGAAUGCUGCUUUCUUCAGAGAGAUAACAAAGCGGACAGCAAGGUUGGUUGCUGAAUGGCAGUGUGUUGGAUUUUGCCAUGGUGUGCUGAACACAGAUAAUAUGAGCAUCGUAGGACUUACUAUUGACUAUGGCCCUUUUGGGUUUAUGGACAGAUAUGACCCUGAACACAUUUGCAAUGGUUCUGAUAAUACAGGACGCUACGCUUAUAACAAGCAGCCAGAAAUUUGCAAAUGGAAUCUAGGGAAGCUUGCUGAAGCUUUAGUCCCUGAAUUGCCCUUGGAGAUCAGCGAACUCAUUCUGGAAGAGGAGUACAAUGUAGAAUUUGAGAAGCAUUAUUUGCAGAAGAUGAGAAAGAAGCUAGGACUCAUUCAGCUGGAAUUAGAAGAAGAUAAUAAAUUGGUAUCUGAACUCCUAGAAACUAUGCAUCUCACAGGUGCAGACUUCACAAAUAUUUUCCGGUUGCUGAGUUCGUUCUCAGUAGAUUUGGAUUUUUUAAAAUUUGAGGAAUUUCUAGAAAAAAUUGCCAAUCAGUGUGCUUCCAUGGAAGAAUUGAAAGUCGCUUUCAAGCCCCAGAUGGAUCCAAGACAACUUUCCAUGAUGCUGAUGUUGGCUCAAUCUAAUCCUCAACUGUUUGCUUUAAUUGGAACAAAAGCUAAUAUAAAUGAAGAAUUAGAACGCAUAGAACAAUAUUCUAAAUUGCAGCAGUUAACAGCAGCUGACCUACUCAGCAGAAAUAACAGACAUUGGACAGAAUGGUUGGAGAAAUACAGAGCCCGCUUAGAAAAAGAAAUAGAAAACAUUAAUGCUGUUGAUACUUGGAAUGCUGAACGUGUGAAAGUUAUGAAUUCAAACAAUCCAAAAUAUAUUUUGAGAAACUACAUCGCUCAAAAUGCCAUAGAAGCAGCUGAAAAUGGUGACUUCACAGAGGUAAGAAAGGUGUUGAAGCUGUUGGAGGAUCCAUUCCAAGAGACAGAAAGUUUCAAUGAGGUACAGGAAGAGCCAGAAGAGGAAGAAAUAGUUGCUGCAGCUGCUGCUUGUGCUGAAGUGACCAGAAGCAAACCUCCAUAUUGCAGUAAACCUCCCAUCUGGGCUUCAGAACUCUGUGUCACGUGAUCUUCAUAAUCGCCUUGUUUUUGCUUUCACUGCAGAUGGAAGAUUCUGGUCUAUCUUCAGCAGUGGGGGAUCAGCAAGGCAACGGCAAAGUACUAUUAAGUCAGUGAAACAGUUCAUUUGGAUGUGCCUGCAACUACACUUUAGCAAUGCUUAUUUUGAAGCAAUCAUGGAUCAUAGGUUUAAAAGACAAUCAGCAUCCAUAUACACCAUUUGCGUAAUGAAUGACUUCCCUUUUCCUCACCAUAUUACAAGUAGAAAGUGGUGUUUCAUGUUUGGGUGCGCACAGUUUUGAACGUCCAAAUUCAACUGUUUUUAUGUGAAGACAAAAAUAACAAGUCAGAAGUCUGAUCUAUUUUUGUCUGAUGUUGACCUAAUAGUACUUCCAAAAGGUGUUUAUUGCUUUUACUAUGCAGGGAAGUUUGAUCCUCUGUAAUGGAGGAAUAGGCUCGUUACUGCUUAUUUGAAGCUAUGUUUCAUUUAAUUGACUAGUUCAUUUUUUGUGAACCUUUUGAUUGAUUUUUUUUUUUUGAGAAUUUGUGCAGGUUAGGGUUUAGGGGAAGGAACCAGAGGGUCCUUUAUUAUAAUAUGCAAUAUGAAGGCCAGAAUCAGGGGAAACUAAAUGCAUUGCACUUGAAAAUCUUGGCAGAAAAUAUUAUGCAGCUUCCAUAUGUUUGUGUAUGAUAUACACAUCUAAAUAGUUUUUUAAAAACAUUGGAUUGCAACUUGUAAGCCAAUUGACUCAAACAAGGCCGCUUAACCAAAAUUAGUUUGUUUCGUAUAAAGUACCUAAUACAAGUUCAUUAUCUGCUUAUGCAGUUGACAUGAUUUCUUCUGACAUUUAAAUUGGCAGAUAUGGGCUUAUUCGUUCUCCAUUAUUCAGCAAGAUUCUUGUAUUUCUACUUUUCCAAUGUAGUCUUCCACCCAUCACAUAUGGUCCUGACAUAUGUUAAACAUGGGAGUUGCCUUUCUAGUGUUGUUGAAGUGUGGUGCUGUCUGGGCAUAUACAAAGGAUAAACCCUCCUCCCCUCUUGCUAAUUUUAUGCAAUUUAGGUUCUGUUUUAAUAUUUUUCUUUAUAUCAAGUGAACAGCAUUUAACUCUGAGCUUUUCCUACUGAACUACCAGCCCUCAAUGUAAAGCUGUUCCUUCUUAAUACAGAGCAUUAAGGGACCUGAUGAAGUAGGUGUUUCUGACUAAGCAUAAAGCUAAUAGCAAAAAUGUCUUUUAGACAUUAAAACAGUUUUGGGCACUGUUAUAUCCUAAACUAAGUUUUUAGUCCAAAGUGUAGUAGUUGAAAUUAUUAUUUUUAAAGUAAUAUUUAAGUCACAGUUUAUUUAAAACUUAAUAUACACACAUAAUCAUGCAAAUACUAGUGGAAAAUAAAGCAAAGCAAAUUUUAAAUAAAUAUAAGUGUUUGGUGGGGAGAGAGGGGAAGGGGAGAGGGGAAGGAGUGACUGCAAGGAUAAGAAGCAGACAUCCUUAAUAAUUUUCACUUAAAAUUUUUAGCCAGCUCAUUGCUUGGAGAGUUCUCAGCCUGAACCUUAUCAUAGUAAGAUUUUUCCACCUUGUUACAAAAAGAGAAGGCUUCCCAUACCAGUAAGUAGAAGAAUGCUGAAAAUGUACAUAGUUAUUUUUUGGAAGGUUUAAAAACUGUUGGAAGUGCAUCAGGCAGGAGUGCUUGUAAAUGAAAGAAAUCAUGGCAAAGACCAGUAAUGUAAAAGUAUUAGUUAUGGAAAUUACAGGAUUUAGGGGCUGACUUAUUUCUGAAACAGCUUGUCACACUACUCCCAUUUUGCUCUUUUCCAUCUUAAAUGUUUCUCAACAACUCAUUUUUGAUGGUGCUAUGGUGGUUAUUUUGCAUAUUGGUAUCGAGACAACCCAGUUUUGGGCCACAUACAUUAAUAAAUUUAAAAAUUGCAACAGUUCGCUUGAACUUUUUAUUAAAAUAAAAUAGCCGUUACUUUUUGAACUGUAAUUUUUGGCUAGUUAUUAGCAGGUCCAAAACAUGCAAGUGCUAUCAGUAGUAAGAAAUUCUAAUAGAUUUUUUUUUCUCUACUGGUUUCAAGAACAGUACCUCUGUGGUGCAUCACUUUGAAGAUUAGCAAUACAAAAAAAAAUAAACUGAGUUUUGGGAUUUGUUCUACCUGGCUUCAGUUUAAUAUUGUUUAUAGGUAAACCACCCUUCCUGUGUUACUGUUUUUGCCUUUUUACUAUGACAUUGAGUCAAAAUAUGGGAUGCAAGAGAUUUUGAAUUUGGAGUCAUUUUAUGUAUGUUAGGAAAGAGUUCUGCCCCAAAAUGACCAUAUAAAGGUAUUGAAAAUUCUGAAAUACUGAAAAAUCAAGUAGGCUUCAUGGUGGGUAUUCAGAUAACUGUUUUGAAAAGUGUCUAAAAAUGUCUACAUACCACAGCAAAACCCUUUCCAAAGGAGAUUUAUGCAGAAAAAGAAUAAUUUCAUGUUAGAGUUGCUCUGUCUCCCCCAGUAUCACCCUUGAAAGUGCUGGGGAGCCAAGGAAAGAACCACAGUUCUAUUUCUCUGUCAGUUUAUGCCUAUUUACCAUUUGUACCCAAAGCGGUAUCCAGCCUCCCCCAAACAUAGACCCCCACAUUCAGAAUAUCCUGGUUUUUUUUGUUUUGUUUUGUUUUGUUUAGAACAAAUCUGAACAAUUUAGUGGAUGUACUUGUAUGUAGGGGUCAGCCAUGGAAAGAGGCAGUUGAGGGAAGUGCCUGAGAGAGACAUGCAGACCUGGGUAGUACUGGCUUGCAGAACAGGUUUUCCUUAAGAAAGAAUUCAAAUUUUUACAAUAGAGCAUGCAGUGUCUGAAAACUUAGAUUGCUUGUCUUGCAGAGUGCUGAAGUAACUCUGUCGACAGGGUUUAGCAUUUCCUCUCAUUCAGAUUUGUUUUGUGUUAAACUAUGUAAUCAUUGCCACGUAAAAACAAUCCCAGCCAAAAGUAAAGGGGGAGGGAGCUGGCAGUAUAAAGAUGAUUGGAAAAAAACAAUGUUUUUCCAAUCUAUCUACAUUAGAUCAGCUCUGAGAGGUAGAUGAUGAUGAUUUCCCUGCUUCUGACUAGAUUUAGAACAAAAAGAGUAGAUCAGGCUGAUCAGCAUGAAGCCAUGCGGACUGAAUUAUGCUCUUGUCUUGGAUCCAUUCCCUUUUGGAGUAAAUUCUUUCCAGGCAUUAAAGUAGAAUAUUGAGAAGGGGGAAAGCCAAGGUACUAUACUAUUUGUGGGAUCUUUUUAGGGCACUCCUGUCGAGCACAACAUUUGGUCAAAGUAUCAAAUCUAGAAUCAGAAUGAAGUCUGAGUCUUGCCUCUUAAGUUUGUCCAGGUAUCUUAUUGUGAUGCUGCUGAGAGAAGGGAUGGUCUUGUGCUAGGGCAUUCAAUUUGCAUGUGGGCUGAGUUUAUCAUCUAAAGAUGCAAUAGGUGCUCCAUAAGUACCUCCUUCCCAGUAAAAGCAAUGGAAGUUAAGUGCUUUUGAAAAAAUUCAUUAAGUGACAGAUACAGAAGCCAGUGUUAUAUUUAGGAGUCUCAUACAAAUUGGUUGCAAAUCAAGUGUCUAAAUAGGUCAAGCAUGAUAUAUGAUUUACAGCAUAUAAAUACUCAAGUGCCUAUAUGCAUCUUUAGGAAUAUAAUUACCUUCAAUAGUCACUGGGCCCAAGUUGCUUAGCAUCUUGUAUCUCAGGGUGCAGACAUUGUCUUUGUACUACCAUAACGAUUUUUAUGGUGGGACAAAGGGACAGCAAACCAACCCAUACCAUUUGUCACACCACAGAUGCCCAAAUUUGUGGUCCAUCAAAGGUGGUAAUAAUUUCUGCCACUUUAUUAUGGCAGACAUCUGUUAGCUUUAUCACAGCAGUGUGUGGGCAGCCUGGAGCUGCCCAUGCUUUUCAGCUGUCCCAGGCAGGAGCUCCCUGAGCUUCAGGGGCCUAAUUCUGCCCUCCCUAGGAAGCCCCAAUAGGGAUCAGGCCCCUCAAGCCCCAGAAGUGCUUGCCUAACUUUCUCCUCCUACAGAGCCACAUCCCAGGGAAUCAUUUUAGAUAAACACGGACUUCCCUCAGUUGUACUUUACGUUCCUGGCUAGUAUUCCUGUGAAACAGCACCUUAUUCAGGCAUAUACAGACUUCCUGGCAUAGUUGCACUAGUGCUAUAUGCAGUGCUUUCUUUUCUUUAGCAAAUAAUGCAUAUAGUUUUAAGCUGCUUUAGGUAGGAUAGGUCAAAGAGUGUAGUACCAAUACAGAGACAACAGAUAGAGCUAAGUCCUCUUGAAAGGAAAUUGUUGGCAAUUUUAUCUUUUUCUCCCUUCAAAACAAUAAUUCAGGGAAAUCCAAAUAUAGUCAGGGAUAUUAAAAUAUAACCAGUUAGUGCUGCAGCAAGCUACUAAGAGCAUGCAUUUCAUUCAUGUACGGUUAACAGUUCUAAACUAAUAACUCAGAGUCGACUUAAGGUUUCCACCUAAAGUGUGAAUAUGUCCUCAUUUGCUUGUUAAAGGAACCUUAAUGAAUGAACUUUGUGUUUUCUCUAGAUCAUACAAGACUAUUUGUUUAUUUAGUUCUGUUCUUACUAUUGUGGUGGAAACCUUGUAUUUUCAGUUUUCUUGACUUUUGCUUUCUCAACCUUCGUGGGAAUAUUUUGUCAGUGGUAUUCGUUUGACCUGGGAAGGCAGGUUAGCUACAGCAUACACUUAUUCAAACUUUCUAAAAAGUAAAUGAAGACUUGUAGUGCAGACAGAAGACGGGUUGAUUUUAUUAGCUCGUGAUUUCUAGAAUUCUCAUUUCAAAAAAGAGGAGCACUAUUGCAGCAGAGUGGUAUUAGUAACACAUAAUUCCAUCAUGGGCAUAGCAAGCGAAGGAGAUUGAGUUUGAAACUCAGUAUGUGGGAGUUUUCUGCAAGCAGGAAUUUGGCCCUAGGAACCAAGAUCCUCAAAGACUCUGCAAGUAAAGCAACUAAAUACCUUUGAGGAUCUUGGCCUCUAGUAGCAGAGUGGUCUAUGACUAGCUUACUUUGAGGUUUGCAUCCAAGUAAAAAAGGUUAUCAUCAGGUCAAAUCCUCUGCUAGUAGAGGGAAUAUAUUGUUUAUUUAAGAGCUACAUUUUCAGCUGUGGUACAGUUUAAAUUUGUACUGCAGGGCUUUGGGCUAAGACGGCCCAAAGUGAAACUAAGUCCAAACUACUCAUGAGCAGAGGUAACCUUGGAGCAGUUUGCACAGUUUACUAAUGAGAAACACUUGAAACAGGGCAAGGCUCUGGAUGCUUCUAGUAGCAUCAUCAGGCACUGGGAUUUUGCUUUUAUGAUUUAAAAUAUCAUCACAGAUCGGUGUGCAUAAGCUUGUUAAAUGUCUGGCUGCCUCACUGUGCUUUGCUAUCUAUUCAUGUUGGCUUGUUUUGGCUUAAAAAUAAGCUAUGAAUGAACUUUCUCUUUUUUUUUUUUUAAUAUAAGAAAUGUACCAAAUAAAACCACACUUUGUUUCA